CCUAGCUAUGCUUUCUGCUUGCACAAGCAACCACACUUCACUUUAAUUAUCACUUUCAACUUAGCUUCAUUCACCUCUCUUCCUCUCUCUAUUAAUCUUGUUUUUUAUACAUUUGUCUAAAUUCUUGUUGUAGUAGGAAAAUAUAUUCAAGGAGAGCUGAGUACUUAUUUUUGCAUCAUCUUAAGAUAUAAAUGGUCAUUUGAUUGGAUAUUUACUUACUAAUCAGAGAGCAAAAAUGGAAGUGAAGUUAAUGUUCUUGGCUGUUUUCUUGGUUGUUGCAUCAUUUUUAUUGGUAGUGACUAGUGAGCCUUCUGGGGAUAAAAAGGCUUUGCUUGAUUUUGCGCGGAAUAUGUCCCAUUCGCAUCGUCUGAAUUGGGAUGUGAAAUAUUCUGCUUGUAGAAAUUGGACUGGAGUGACAUGUAAUGGUGAUAAAUCUAGGAUUAUAGCCCUUCGAUUGCCUGGCAUCGGAUUUUCAGGCCAAAUACGCUUCAACACUCUUAGCCGCUUGUCAGCGUUGCAGCUGUUGAAUUUAAGAUCCAACAGCAUAAUGGGUCCUUUUCCUUCUGAUUUAGCUAAGCUUGGGAACUUAACUGCUCUGUACCUUCGAUCCAAUAAGUUUCAUGGUUUUCUGCCAUUGGAUUUUUCGGUUUGGAAAAAUCUGUCCAUUCUUGAUUUGUCAAACAAUGCCUUUAAUGGCAGUAUCCCUUCCUCUCUAUCAAAUCUGACUCACCUAACAUCAUUGUACCUAGCUAACAACUCGCUUUCGGGUGAGUUACCUGAUAUCAAUAUCUCUGGUCUCCGAGUGCUGGAUCUGUCUAAUAAUAAUCUCACUGGAGUUAUUCCUCAAUCUUUUCAUAGAUUCCCAAGCUCAAGUUUCAUUGGUAAUCAUUUCUCCCCUGAAAACCUCCCUAUUCCGCUUCCUCCUGCUCCUCCACCAAAAGCUCCACCUUCAAAGAAAUCCUCAAAACUCGGUGAACCUGCAAUCCUAGGAAUUGCAAUUGGAAGCUGUGUACUGGCAUUUGUGAUAAUCGCUGUUCUCUUGAUCGUAUGUUAUUCCACUAAAGGUGAAAAUGGUGUAUUAGCAAAGUCCAAAAAGAAAGAAACAACCCUGAAGAAAACAGUUUCCGGGAGGCAGGAUAGGAACACCAGCCUUGUAUUCUUUGAAAAUUGUAGCCUUGCAUUUGACCUGGAAGAUCUGCUAAGAGCUUCUGCAGAAGUGCUUGGUAAGGGAACAUAUGGGACAACAUACAAGGCUGCAUUGGAGGAUUCAACCACAGUCGUAGUGAAGAGAUUAAAGGAAGGGAGUGUUGCAAGACGAGAGUUUGAGCAGCAGAUGGAGGUUGUUGGAAGUAUUAAGCAUGAUAAUGUCGCUGCUCUGAGGGCAUAUUACUAUUCCAAGGAUGAAAAGCUCGUCGUGUAUGACUAUUACAAUCAGGGAAGUGUAUGGGCAAUGCUACACGUGAAUAGAGGUCAAGGCAGGACUUCUCUGGACUGGGAAGCUCGACUGGGUAUCGCUGUUGGGGCAGCAAGGGGAAUUGCUCAUAUCCACACACAAUCUAGCGGAAAGCUUGUUCAUGGUAACAUUAAGGCUUCAAACAUUUUCCUCAACUCCAAACAACAUGGAUGUGUGGGUGAUCUUGGAUUGGCGACAAUAAUGAGUCCAUCAGCCCCGCCUAUGCAAGGAGGAUACCGAGCACCAGAAGUAACAGACAGUCGUAAAGUAUCCCAAGCAUCUGAUGUUUACAGUUUUGGAGUCCUGCUUUUUGAGCUCUUAACCGGGAAGUCUCCAAUACAUACAGCAGGAGGUGAUGAAGUCAUUCACCUGGUAAGAUGGGUUCACUCAGUCGUCCGAGAGGAAUGGACUGCAGAAGUGUUUGAUCUAGAACUUCUGAAGUUCCCUAACAUAGAGGAGGAAAUGGUGGAAAUGUUGCAGAUAGGAAUGGCCUGCGCCUCACGAGUUCCCGAGCAGAGACCCCAAAUGUUAGAGGUGGUGAAAAUGGUGGAGGAUAUCAGACGGAUAAAUACAGGAACUCAGCCAGCUUCGGCAACUAUAUCAGAAGGUUCAACUCCCACCUUCAUAAGCUGAAAUAAGACGAUCUUUGAUUCAAGAGUAAGACUAUUGUAUCGUAUAAUCUUUUAAUUCUUUAUUAUGACUGGAUUACCACUUGGUAAACUGUAGUUUUGUUUUGCGUCUGUCUGUUCCUUUUGUCAAAUACCUCACCUAAUUUACAAAGCAAGUCAAAAGUUUGGUUGGCUUACUGAA
Molecule: messenger RNA, 2263 nt
Organism: Daucus carota subsp. sativus
Lineage: Eukaryota; Viridiplantae; Streptophyta; Magnoliopsida; Apiales; Apiaceae
Product: probable inactive receptor kinase At4g23740
Exons: 4
Coding region: 236-2086 (616 amino acids)
Biological process (GO): protein phosphorylation
Molecular function (GO): ATP binding; protein kinase activity; protein binding
Source: RefSeq, a predicted model, not a curated record